Messenger RNA from Nylanderia fulva, 1470 nucleotides. Its product is annotated as U11/U12 small nuclear ribonucleoprotein 48 kDa protein. The record is from RefSeq and is a predicted model, not a curated record. Lineage: Eukaryota; Metazoa; Arthropoda; Insecta; Hymenoptera; Formicidae.
UAUAUUACAACAGUAACCAUAACCUAACAUAAUCUGAUUUACUUUGACAUCGUACGAUUUACUUUGACUAUUUCUGAAUAUAAAAUUUGAGGUCAAAGUUAACACAAAUUCAACAAAAUCGACAAACGCAUCGUAUUUAAUGAGAAAAUUUUAAGUAUUUUAUUUUAAUUUAAUUUUUUGUGCAAAAUACUCAAUCAAAAGAUUAAUAUGUCAACAAAUAUAAGUGAUUCCCGUAAACAACAAUUAGAAGAGCUAAAGAAUUUCACUGAUGCAGUUAACAAAGAAAUUGCCAAUAUUGUCGAAACCUUAGGCUGGACAAUGGAGAGCACAAUGGAAAAUAUUGACACAGAACAUUUCAUAUGUCCAUAUGAUUCAUCCCAUCAAUUAACAGAAGGAUCUCUCAAUAAUCAUCUUAUCUCUUGUCAAUGGAAAGCUGAAGGUUAUGGAAAAUUGGACGUCCCAUUAUCUGAACCAACUUUAUCAAUAGAUUCACCAUUCAGUAUAAAAUUUGAUGAACAAUUGCAAGAUGAAAUUCUAAGGAAAGCUAAAGAACAAAAUCCAGCAAUGCAAACUGGUAUAGGUGAGCGGUUAAUACCACGUACAUCUGACAGGCUUCUCACAGAUUUCACCAGCGAUGAGAGAAAAGCACUAUAUGAUUAUGUCAUCUCUAAUACUGCCAAACCAGACAUUGGACAGGAUAUUGCAGUCAAUUUAAAACAAGAAAAGAAAGAUAAGGAGUUAUCUUUUCUGGAUUUGUUGGUACAAGAACGCAAUUUGAAAAGACGUAGAGCAAAACAUAGAGGUGUUCAUACAAAUAAGAAAUCUCAUAUUGAAAUACUCAGAGAAGUGAUUAAUCAACAAAUGGAGAUAUAUAUAGAUUACAUGUGUGAGAAAAAGAAUUCAGAUCAUGUUCAACCUACUGAAUCAGACGAUUCAAAUCACGAAAUGAUGCAAGACAGAACCGAACGUUUAUAUAAGGCUUUUCACACUUCCUCGCGAAAUUUUGAUGAUUUGCAUUCCAGAGAUAGAAACGAUCAUUACAGUAGCAAAAGAAAUUAUUUAAAAAGAGAGCAUUCAGAGGAAAAGAAUUAUCAUCCAUCAAGAGAAAGAGACCGAGAUCGGCAUGAAAAAUAUUCAGAUGAAACACAUAGAAAACAUAGACAUACUGAACAUAUAAAAUCAUCCCACUCGAAGGAUCGAAAAUCACAUAAAAAAGAUAAACAUCGAAACAGAGACAGACAUACAGAUAGACAUCAAAAGAAACAUAAAUCUGAUCGUGACAAAUCAUUGGAAAGACAUUCAAAACAUAGUGAGCAUAAAAGAAAAAAGAAACAUAAAGAUUAUUAAUAAGUACAUUUUAAGAAUGAAAAUAUAGAUUUAAAAAAUUUCAUGUAUGCCAAUCAACGUAGCGGCGUAUGUCAUAUAAGUUAUAUAAUAAUUUUGAAAUAAAUCUAGCACGAAUAUUAUUUA